AUGUCUCAUUCUAUCAGAGGGAUUUUAGUGCUUUUAGUUCUAGCAGGAUUAGGAAGUCUGGGGAGAGUUGGAGAGGGUGCUGAAGACAGAGUGACUCAUGACUACUUCAAAUACCACACCAUGGACCAGAUCACUGGAUGGAUGGAGCAGCUGGAGAAAGACCACCAGGGUCUCGUCACCAUCAUUCCCUAUGGGCAGACAUAUGAGAAUCGAACCAUUAAACUUCUGAAGAUUAGCCAGGGAUCUGGGAAGAAAAAAGCCAUCUGGAUGGACUGUGGCAUCCAUGCCCGAGAAUGGAUCUCCCCAGCUUUCUGCCAGUACUUUGUCAAACAGAUUCUGGACACAUACCAGACAGAUGAGAAAAUGAAACAGAUACUCAGCAACAUGGACUUCUUCAUCACACCUGUCCUAAACAUGGAUGGCUAUAUCCACACGUGGUUCAGUGAAGAUACCCGACUGUGGAGGAAAUCUAGAUCACCGGGCAACUGUGGAGACUCCUGUAUGGGCACUGAUCUUAACCGCAACUUUGCUGCCAAUUGGGGGACGGUGGGUAUCUCGAGAAACUGUUGCUCAGAAGUGUACAAUGGUGCCAAAGAGCUCUCCGAGAGCGAAGCGCAGGCAGUCACAGACUUUGUGCUGCAGAAUAGAAACGAGAUCGUGUGCUUCCUCACCAUCCACUCCUAUGGCCAGUUGAUUCUGCUGCCCUUCGGACACCCCAACAUCUCGGCCCCCAACAUCGAUGAACUGAUGUCUGUGGGAACUGCUGCUGCUGAUGCCAUCUUCAAAGUCCACGAGAAAAAGUACACCGUGGGCACCUCCCCCAAUGUUCUCUAUCCAAACUCUGGCUCCUCUCGAGACUGGGCCCGCCUGAUCGGUAUCCCCUACUCCUUCACCUUCGAGCUCAGGGACGAGGGUCAGUUCGGCUUCAAACUCCCCGAGGACCAGAUUCAGCCCACCUGUGAGGAGGCCUAUGAGGGAGCUCGCUCCAUCGUCACCUACGUCCACGACAAGACCUUCAACAUUCCAAGUGCUGCCUCCACUCUAAUAGCUACAUUAUGGAUGGUCUUGCUUGCUUUAUGCCUGACUGGCACCCCCUUGCUAUAAAG
This is a messenger RNA of Sardina pilchardus (European sardine), 1106 nucleotides long. RefSeq names its product carboxypeptidase O (gene cpo). Lineage: Eukaryota; Metazoa; Chordata; Actinopteri; Clupeiformes; Clupeidae. Gene Ontology annotation, molecular function: zinc ion binding; metallocarboxypeptidase activity. The transcript is spliced from 9 exons. Gene Ontology annotation, biological process: proteolysis. The coding region runs from base 1 to 1104 and encodes 367 amino acids. The record is from RefSeq and is a predicted model, not a curated record.